Manduca sexta (tobacco hornworm) is the source of this 873-nucleotide messenger RNA. It is a transcript of the gene Crz, whose product is annotated as pro-corazonin. The coding region runs from base 279 to 587 and encodes 102 amino acids. NCBI's taxonomy places the organism in Eukaryota, Metazoa, Arthropoda, Insecta, Lepidoptera, Sphingidae. The record is from RefSeq and is a predicted model, not a curated record. Gene Ontology annotation, molecular function: corazonin receptor binding. The transcript is spliced from 3 exons. Gene Ontology annotation, biological process: positive regulation of heart contraction.
UUUUAAUAUAAACAAACUACAAAUUUGUAACAAAUUAUAUCUAAGUACUUACUUUGAAAUCUAGAUUAAUAACCCCCAAUUAUAUUCCAGAUACGAUGGCACCACUGUACAGCGGCCCGGACCGUAUAAAAGCCGGCAAGUGUAGAUCGAAAGCCGUAGUCAACUAUUAUUCCUUCGAAGGAGUUGAACGGGUGUUUCCACACAUUCUCUUCACAAAUUUUCCCGCCAGUGUACUUUUGUGACGUCACGUUUUGACAGAUUAAUUUAAAAAAGCCACAAUGGUGACCAACAUGACUUUACUCCUGAUCAUCGUGACGGUGGCUUCGGUAACCGCGCAGACGUUCCAAUACUCCCGCGGCUGGACCAACGGCAAGCGUGACGGACACAAGCACACGGACGAACGCGAACAUAACCUCGAACGGAUCCUCAGCCCGUGCCAGAUGAGCAAGCUCAAAUACGUGCUGGAAGGAAAGCCGCUCAAUGAGAGGCUCUUCGUCCCCUGUGACUACAUUGAAGAAGAACUCGACCAGCCCAAGAGAUUCAGGAACGACCGCAACCAAGAAUCCCUCUUCGACGCAUUCCAGUGAAGCGUACUAUUAUUAUUUAUUUAUGUGCCAAAGAUAAUGAGAUUAUUGUAAUUAUAUUUAUACAAUAAAAGACCAUAUUCUAAGUAUUAUAAGUGUUAAAUCAUGUAAACGCUUUUAAUAGUAAUGCGUAUUCGGCUGGAUUUAUGCAUUACUGCUUUUCCAAUAUUUCAAUUUAUUCCACGAUAAUAGUAUUAUACAAAAUGUAAAUUAGUGAAAUAUCAGAAGCUAUGUAUGUUUAAGUACCUAAGUAAAGUGUUACAAUAAAAACCUAUCAAGUGCUGCUGUC